Molecule: messenger RNA, 1085 nt
Organism: Trichoderma harzianum CBS 226.95
Lineage: Eukaryota; Fungi; Ascomycota; Sordariomycetes; Hypocreales; Hypocreaceae
Exons: 1
Coding region: 344-952 (202 amino acids)
Source: RefSeq, a predicted model, not a curated record
ACCGUGGGCUGUCCAGCUGGCGACAAUUUGGCAAGAGCAAGUCAAGCAGCAAGAACGCUUCGGGUCACCAGCAGAAUCGGCGAUGGUUUGGCCAAAGAAGAACGGCAGGAACGAUUUACCACUCAAGGCUGGCAGUCAGUUGGUGGCCAGUUUGCGGUCAGUUGCAAAUGGAAAGAACUCCCUGCACUCUUUCUCCAUUUCUUCUUUUCCCAUGCCCUGCCUUUCCUUUCCUUUCCAUUCUUUUUUUUUUUUCCUUUCUUCCUCUUUUUCUUUCCCUUUCGCCACACGCAACAGAUUCUUUCGUAUCGACUGACUGCUUGCGUUUUUCUGAUCGAUACAGAUCAUGUUCUCGACAAUUUUUUCAUCGACUUCCGUGGACUGGGCGGCCAUCGGAGCUGUUUUCACUGGAGCAAUCUUUUUGCUCACCCUUCUUCGGGCCCUCAGGCCUACUUCGUUUCCUGGUGGCAAAAUUCCCAAGGAGGUCAUAAGUCUCCUUCACGGCGCCAACUUUGGGAAUAUCCGAGACAAUCUUGAGGCAUUGAGGAGAGACGCCGGGGCGUCGAUGACGGCAGAGCCUGCUGGGGAGGCACCUGCUGAGACGCUUCGGGACAUUCUCGCCUCGACCAGAGACGAAACCCGUGCAAUGAGGGAGACAUUGACGGGUCUAGCCUCUGCGUUGACGGCUGCAUACGCAGACCUAGCUCCUGCGCUGACGGCUUUCACUGACGAAGUUCGUGCGAUGAGGGGGGCAUCCACGGACCUAGUCGGCGAAAUGACGGCAGUCAGAGGCGAAGUCGGCGCGAUGCGAGAGGAUGUUAAGGGGCUGAAAGCAGAUGUGGCGACUUUGGUCAACGCUCUGCCUGAGGUCUCUUCUGAACUCCGACUGCUGAGGACGGACAUCUCGAAGAUCCAGAGAGCUGGCAACUCUCCCCUGCGAUCCCAUUUGGGUUAACAGGGCUCUCGCCAAAUUGCCGGCGCGAGAAGGGAUCCGGCGACACCUCCAGACCAUGCCCGCGAUGGUUUGAUGACACCACCCGCCGUCCAGGGUGGUGGGGGCCAGUGCCGAGAGGCAUUGCGCUCUCCCC